Messenger RNA from Struthio camelus australis, 1617 nucleotides. The record is from RefSeq and is a predicted model, not a curated record. Lineage: Eukaryota; Metazoa; Chordata; Aves; Struthioniformes; Struthionidae.
CUAAUGGCAAAAUAGUUUCAGCAUUUGCGCAGAAGAGUUAAGAGAGCACUAAAGUUGGACACUGUUAAAAAGGAUAAUCCGUCUGAAGCAACACCUUUGAAGACCAAAAAGAAAAAUCUAAAUUCUUACUCACCGACAACAGGAACAUGCCAAAUGAGUCCGUUUUCAUCUCCCACAAGUCAUAAUGUACAAAAUCUCAGAAAUGGCCUAUCAAAUGGAGAUGGAACUGAGCAGAAUGAUUCAGAAAUCAGAUUAUCCAGAAGAGGGCAGCCUCAAACAGAGGAGAAGGAUGCGUUCACAGAAUUGCAGUCCAAAGUUAAAAAUUCAUUGCAUAGAAUUCUGAAAAUCAGAGAGAAUCUGACAAGCCUACAGGCUUUAGAGGGCAGUAGAGAGCUUGAAAAUAUCAUUGGUGUCUCAGAUUUGUCUUGCAUCUUGAGUGCUGAAAUGCAGAAAACCCAAGCGCUAAUGAGUCAUGUAGAAGAACUACAGCUGUUGAAAAGAAGCCAUGGAAAACAUCCUGCCCGAGCCAUCUGCUCAAGCCAUCACCCCAGCCCUGCCCUCUUUGUGCUAAGGGAAUGGUCAGCAGGGCUCAGAGUAUGUUCAGACUGCCAGUAGCUCUGCAUUCCUUAAGCUGCUCCUUGACUGAGGCAUCAUGUGAAAAAUGCAUUCCACAUCAACCCAAAGUUGUACAUCUGCUUGAUUGUACUUAAAAGGAGAGAAGAAAUGACUGUAAACCUAUCUCCCCAGCAAAUACCAGCAGUUAGGGAUUGCUCAUUGCACUAGGCAGGUGCACAUCUAGAUAAAAUUUCUGGCAUCUAUUUAAACUUAACAAUGUGCACAAUCAGAUAAUCUCAAUGUAAAUAAUACACUUCUUCAUGGUUGUUUUAUCCAAGUGUGGUACUAAAUGCUGAUUUAGAUUUACUGCUGCAUGGAAUAUAAACUUUUUUUUUUUAAUGCUCUUACAGCAAAUAUAUAAUACUUGUAUGUUGCUUCGGUUUAAAAAAAAAAAAAAAAAAAAGGUAACAGGGUCUCCCCCCUGCAAGAACUGGGUAAGAAGAAACUAUGUCAAAAGAUGAACAUUGAUCGGCUCCCAGGCCUUUAGUAAGAGAUGUAAGAUUUCACAGGAAUAACGUGUUCUAGGAGAUGGUUCCUUGCCAGGGAGAGGACUCAUUUAAUCACUUCAUUCCACCCAAAAGCUAGCAAAGAUGCCAGUUUGGCAGCAAACUCUUUUAAAAAUUUACACUAUUUGACAGAUGACUCUUGCAACUUUUGAUCACAAACAUUUAAAAAAAAAAUACAGGAAGCUAUGAGGUAAUAAUUAUUCUGAUUACUGAACACAAUUCACUUAUAAACAGGCAAUUUGGAUCUGUGGAUACUACAGUUAAGAUAUAUUUGUAAUCUAUGAAAAUGUUUCCACCAAAAUCAAACCAAGACAUACAUAAAGGUAUUGGAUUCAAGUCACAGUGUUUAAACACAGGGAUUUAACAACAUUUACUAUUUAAGUCAGUGGUUCAGUUUAUAUAAGGGAAGAAGUAUUACAAAAUGGUUUCUUGGCUCUGAAUUUUUCAUUAUCCUCAAAACCCAACUGGAUAUGAUGUUUCCCAAGUUGUAUUAGGU